Vidua macroura (Pin-tailed whydah) is the source of this 6299-nucleotide messenger RNA. RefSeq names its product transmembrane protein 168 (gene TMEM168). NCBI's taxonomy places the organism in Eukaryota, Metazoa, Chordata, Aves, Passeriformes, Viduidae. Bases 129 to 2288 code for a protein of 719 amino acids. The record is from RefSeq and is a predicted model, not a curated record. The transcript is spliced from 5 exons.
CUUUAAUUUUACAUUAGGAGAACUCUGAAAAUCAUGCCAAAUCAGUUGUCAUAUCUGACUUAAAGGAUUCUGGACCGGUGUUACUGAAAUGAUAUUACAGAAGGCAGCAAUUGCAUUGUGUUCGUUGGAUGAAACCUGAAUAUUUACUGUCAGUCAAGUGGGUGAAGCCCCUAACUGCAGUUUACAUGUGUAGGUCACUGCGGUACUGUGUUAGUCACUGUCUCUAUGCAGCAAUGACAAGGCUAGAAGAAGCAAACAGAGAAGUGAACAUGCACUCAUCAGUCAGAUACCUUGGCUAUCUUGCCCGAAUCAACCUACUGGUUGCCAUUUGCAUGGGCCUUUAUGUCAGGUGGGAAAAAACUGCAGAUGCACUUAUUUUGGUAAUAUUUAUUCUGGGGCUCUUUGUUCUUGGAAUUGCCAGCAUACUGUACUACUAUUUUUCAAUGGAAACAGCAAGUUUGAGUCUCUCCAAUCUUUGGUUUGGUUUUUUGCUUGGCCUUCUCUGUUUUCUCAAUAAUUCUGCCUUCAAAAUGGAUGUGAAAGAAGAAGCUACAAAAUAUUUGCUUCUGUCUGCCAUUGUUUUAAGGAUAUUAUGUGCUUUAGUUGAGAGGAUUUGUGGUUGUGUCCAUCAUCGACCAACUCUGCUGACAACAGUUGAGUUUUUGGAGCUAGUUGGAUUUGCAAUUGCCAGCACAACUAUGCUUGUAGAAAAAUCUGUGAGUAUUAUUCUGUUGGUCUUGGCUUUGGCCAUGUUGAUUAUUGACUUACGUAUGAAGUCUUUUUUGGCAAUUCCAAAUUUGGCAAUUUUUGGAGCCAUUGCAUCCCUACUCUUUUUUCCAUCACUGCAGAUCCCCACAAACCCUUUUGCCUUGGCGUGUUUCUUCAGCUGCCUCAUUUCAGAUCCCCUUCUCGACGUUUACUUCAGUGGACUUUCGGUUACUGAGCGAUGGAAGCCCUACCUGUACCGUGGUAAAAUUUGUAGGCGGCUUUCUGUCAUAUCAGUUGGAGUCAUUGAACUAAUCUUUUUCAUUCUUGCAGCCUUUAAACUACGUGAUUUGGACCUCUGGUAUUUUGUGAUACCUGGUUUUUCUAUUUUUGGAAUUUUCUGGAUGAUCUGUCAUGUGAUUUUUUUUAUAACUCUUUGGGGAUUUCACACAAAACUAAAUGACUGCCACAAAGUGUACUAUACUCACCGAGCAGAAAACAACAGCCUGGACAGAGUCAUGGCAUCUAAAGGAAUGCGUCACUUCUGUUUGAUCUCAGAACAGCUGGUAUUUUUCAGCCUUGUUGCAACUGCUGUUUUGGGAGCAGUCUCUUGGCAGCCAACCAAUGGGAUCUUCAUGAGUGCAUUUCUGAUUGUUCUGCCUUUGGAGUCCAUGGCUCAUGGGCUUUUCCAUGAACUGGGAAACUGCUUGGGAGGAACAUGUGUUGGGUAUGCUGUUGUGAUUCCCACCAACUUUUGCAGUCCUGAUGGCCAACCAACUCUUCUUCCACCUGACCACGUCCAAGAGUUAAAUCUGAGGUCUACCGGCAUGCUUAAUGCCAUCCAAAGAUUUUUUGCUUAUCACAUGAUUGAGACAUAUGGUUGUGACUACUCUACAAGUGGGCUGACCUUUGAUACCCUUCACUCCAAGAUCAAGUCUUUUCUUGAACUUCGGACUGCAGAUGGACCCAGACACGAUACCUACAUUCUGUAUUACAGUGGUCACUCACAUGGCACUGGUGAAUGGGCACUGGCAGGGGGUGAUGCUUUACGACUUGACACACUGUUGGAGUGGUGGAGAGAAAAGAACGGCACCUUUUGUUCUCGACUGAUCAUUGUUUUAGACUGUGAGAACUCUCAGCCUUGGGUUAAAGAAGUAAGAAAAGUAAAUGACCAGUAUGUUGCUGUGCAAGGAGCAGAAAUGGCCAGAGUUGUAGACAUCGAGGAAGCAGACCCUCCACAGCUUGGUGACUUCACCAGACAAUGGGUUGAGUACAACUGUAACCCUGACAGCAACAUCAGCUGGUCUGAAAAGGGCCGCACGGUGAAAGCGGUGUAUGGUGUGUCAAAGCACUGGAGUGACUACACUUUGCAUUUGCCAACGGGAAGUGAUGUUGCCAAACACUGGAUGAUGUACUUCCCACGCAUCACCUAUCCAUUAGUACAUUUGGCAAACUGGUUUUGUGGUCUCAAUCUUUUCUGGGUCUGUAAAGCGUGCUUUAGGUGCUUAAAAAGAUUGAAAAUGAGCUGGUUUCUUCCCACAGUGCUGGAUACAGGACAGGGCUUCAAACUUGUCAAAUCCUAAUCAGCAACCAAAGAGAAAAUGAAGUGAGAGCUUUGUGAAUUUCCUCACUUACCAUACUUAAAACUUCUUCUAUGACUAUUUUUCUCUGAAAAAGUCUGUUCUACUCACUUUAUUCAGCUUUUGGAGCAGCUACAGUAUAUGCAACAGUUAGAAAUUGCAAUCUUAAACAGAAGAGGGUAGAACUAUGAUAUUUUGAAUUUUGUUACAUGUACAUACGUAAGAGACUUAUUUAAUAUGACCAUGCAUUUUGGAGACAGGUCCAAUGUUGAUAUGUCUUACUUAAGGCAGCCUUUGUUUAGAGACAUCAGGUUGAUGGACAGGAGCUCCUGUGAAUGUUACACCAUGCUGAUCUGUCAUUUAUGUUCACUAUACAGUUUAAAUACAGGAAAGGAACCAAGCUAAUACUCCAAUCAAUUCACAUGUGCUUGAAAUUUUGUGGUGGGGUCACUGAGCCAAAAAAACCCUGAAUAUAUAGCUACUGUAUGUAAGUAGCUGCCAAAAAGCUUUAGUUUUAUUUGCUUUUACAUCUUGUGCCCUGCCUCAGUUCUCUACUGCCAUCAGUGGAAAUUUGCCAUGGAAAACAAGGAAAUCAGACAACCCUCUAAUGCUCUGAUACUUCUCAGACGGUGUGUUCUGAAGUGAGUUUUAAGAAUAUUCAGUGUUACUUUCAGCAUUAAAUAUCUUACUGGUGCUCUUUGAGCAUACAUUCCCAGAAGUUAAUUUAUAUAUGGAAUAAAAACUGCAGUGAGCAUUUUUCCCUCACCUGUUAGGUGAUUCUGGAUUUUCCAGGCUCUUAAUAGUUUCUGUUUGAAAAGCUACUCUGAAGAAAACAAAGUAAAACAAAACACAAGGAAUUUAACAAAGAAAAUAUUCCUUAGAUAAAAAAUGGGAAUACAAGUGUUGCCUUGCUUCCAUGUUUAUCUGAAGUCCUUGGUGUGCCUAAAAUCGUGUAUCUGUGAAGUUCUGAGUACAGAGUUGGACCAGUGAGUUCAUUAUCUAUUAAAAUCACAAGCAAAGUUUGUUUGAAUGGAUUAUUUGCUUAGGAGAAGGGGGAAUCCUCAGUAUUCCUUAAGUCUUUUCUCCCACCCACAAGGUCCUGAUUUUAAUUCUUCCAGAGCUCAAUGGGACUCUAGAAAUCCUUUCCUUCAGUCAUAAAAGCUGCAUAGCUUUUUUUAUGCCAUUUUCUCAAGUUCGGAAAAUUAGAGGUGAAACAAGUAAGUGGCUAAACCACAGUACCAUUUGUGGUGAAUUAUUUGCAUAUGUGUGUGUAAUUCAGUAGACAUACAGUUUACUUUUUUCUGUUUCCAUCAGUAUUUUAAUAAAGUGUUAGAGAGUAGCUGAUAUUUGUCUAAAAUAUAACUUUUUUUUUUUUAAUUUAAAUACAUGCAAAUAGUAUUGUAGCUCUUUAAGUCUUUGCCAUCAUGGCUUUUUCUAAUGCCAUUUGAUCUUUUUAGCCAGCCAACUUAGAGAAUCUGCUAACACUGAUACACAUCAGUAGUUCCCGAAAUAAAUAAUGAGCCAAAGCAACAGCCAAAGCAAUUUGUACCCACCAGCUUCAAAAUGGUGAUUUUCUCAGAUUUACAAGUGGCAGCCACUAAGUUUCUUCAUUAAUAUGUAUUACACAAUAUUGUUUAGCAAGGCACCACCUUCCACACCACUUUCCCUUUCUCUGUCCCAUUCCAUAAUGUGAGAAGGGGAUAAAGAAAUAAAAGAUAAAUUAUAUCUUGUGAAGACUUAAUGCCUUUGGGUCUUCUCUAUGUAAAUGCUGUGAUUGUAGCUCUGUCAGGGAAUCAAGAGGUGGCUGUUGUCAAUAAGGACAGAGGGUUCUCACACCACCUCACUUCAGGUAUCCAACUUAAGGUCCUGAUGUGGGAGCCAGAGGUAGGAAUCAUCCCAUUUAAAUUCAGAUGUUCAAAAACCAGAUAUCUGAAUCCAUGCUAGUGACCUGAAGUGCUCCACUGCACUGCACUGCACUGCAAAGAGAAGUAAAUAUUUCCAGAGGAAGACUGGUUUGGUCUCUGUUCUAGGAUGACCUUUCCUGUGAUUGAGGGCAUUACAUUUUUUUUGUUUUGUUUUGUUUUGCUUUCCUGUGCCAAAGGUCAAGCAGACAAAUCCCUUAUGUCUCUUUAAUAACCUUAGAGCACCUCUUAGCUAUCCUCUGGAGCCUGAGCUGGGUACCUAAGCUCCUUGUUCAAGCACAUAUAAACUGGAUACUUGAAGUUGAGUUGAGCAAGGAUCCGUCAGGUUGUAGAAAAGCAGUACUGCCUUCUGCAGAAGGCACUGUCUUCCAUUCCUGGUCAUCAGCUCUUGAGUAUAGAUUCACAAAGACUCCUUUACAUUUAGUUUGUAAAAUCACCAUUGUUUUGACUUCUCUUUCAGUAAAAGUUCACCUGAUUGCAUCAUAAACUGUUACAGCUUGAGCCUUAGAAAUUUUUAAUAAAGUCCCCAUAAACACCUGAUAGUAACCCUGUGAACAUUUGAAGUCAAUAAGUUAGUCCUUUCUGUUCUGGAAAAGCUUUAAAUAUCAACCAUAACACUUGCCACUAAUUAUAAUUGACAGAUCUUAAUUGGUAAAUUUCUACCUGCUAUUGUUAUGUUUUUAUGGAAGUCAUCUGUAUCUUUCUUUUUGUUCGUGAAAGGGAACAAGAAAAGUGUGGGAUUCCUGACCUCUCCUGAAUCAGUGAGCAGGAAUCUUCUAUGUAGUGCAGUGAUGGACUUCACUCUGGGCAGAAUAAAUGCAACAGUUUGUCCUGCUGUUCUGCCUCUGCAUAUUAAAUGGUUUCCAGCUUACUUACCAAAGUUAGAUUUUUUUCCUAGGAUAGAUUGGGUGUUAUUCAGCUGUUUGCUGAAAGGCAGAUAAAGAACUGAAAAAGAGAGCAAAAAACUAUUUGUAAAACUAAUCACGUGUUUGCAGAUUUGUUUCUAUUUUCUCAAUUAUAGAUCUCUGGUUUUCUGAAUUUGAAGUAGUUCUAACAUAAGCUAAGGUGUUCCUACUUCUAAUUUUGUUACUGCAAAGGCAUGGUGAAAAUGGUAACUUUAAAAGAAAUGUUUACAGCUGUUCAAAUUAUGAGGCCUUUUUGGACAGACUGUCAUGUGUUUCAAAACACUAUCAAACCAGGGCUAUGGAUGAUGAGGAAUUCAGCUUCAUCAGUUCUUCACUUCUGCACUGACUUCUAUCAAGGCAUCCUACAGUGACCCACAUUCCCAGGUGGAAUUUUACUCCAGCUCCUGGUGCUUUUGCCUCUCCACAGGUCUCUGCCCAGCCUCGGGCAUGUGCCUGAGGGACAAACACUGGGAGCUCCUGUAAUCCAAGUGAGGAGUUAUCCUUCUGGUAUUCCUGUAUAAAAGACAGGGCCUGAAGGAAAUUUAAAUUAAUUCCAAAGAAUGUUGCCUAUGAUACCAGUUCUGUACAUGUUGUUUAGUGGUAACGUGUACAAAUUUCUGGGUAGAGAAAAUCAUUUUUGCAAGGUUUGUCUCUGUACUGUGUAUUCAGACAUUUUGCUAUGAAGUUUGUUAUAAACUUAUGUCACAGCAUGAUUUUAUGUUGACUUUGUUUCAUUUACCUCCUGCAUAGUACCAGCCUUGCUGAAACAUGCAAAUGCACUGAGUCCUACAAGUAAGACUUUUAAAGGGCUUCAAAUUGCAUAUUCACAGUAGUAUUUUUCUCUGAACAAGUAUUGGGGGGGAAAAAAGCCAUUAUUCUUCAUUUUUGCACUAAUAGAGUUAUGUAUUUGCAGUUCGUUAUGCUUUGUAUGCCUUGUAGUUGUUGUCCAAUCUUCAGUUCAAGUUUUUCCGAAAAUAAUUUUGUAUAUUUUGUAAAAGCAUAGUUAAUGCUUUGCUAGCAGUAAAGCGCCUCUGUUGCCAGCAGUAGACAAUGAAAUCAUAUUUUCUUGUUUAUAAAUACCUUUUGUGGGAGGAUUUUUACUGAAUAUGCGGUUUUUAGAUAUGUAAAUAGAUUUUGGAGUGUAUUUGUGAUACUACUUAAAUAUAUUUUGCUGUUUUGGAUGCUCA